Messenger RNA from Encephalitozoon hellem ATCC 50504, 1011 nucleotides. Its product is annotated as putative GTPase-activating protein. The transcript has a single exon. The record is from RefSeq and is a predicted model, not a curated record. Bases 1 to 1011 code for a protein of 336 amino acids. Gene Ontology annotation, molecular function: GTPase activator activity. NCBI's taxonomy places the organism in Eukaryota, Fungi, Microsporidia, Unikaryonidae. Gene Ontology annotation, biological process: intracellular protein transport; activation of GTPase activity.
AUGAAUUUUCAUAGAAAAAGAGAAAGAACGGUGCUGCACAGCCUCAUAUCAAAGCAGAUAAACCCCACAGACUCUACGCCGCUUGAUGUUUGCGAGAUAAAGAAGUACUGCUACUACGGGUUUUCCAAUUCAUCGCUCAGGCCGAAGUACUGGAAGGUAUUUCUUGGAUACUACAGUAAGAACAAGUUCAAGACAGAAAUGUUUCUCAGAAACAUGAGGAACUCGUAUAGCUUCUAUGCAGAGAGAGUCGGAAGUGGGUUUGAGGGAGAAGAAGAGUGCUACAAGGUGAUUGACAACGAUGUUUCAAGGACAUUCAUUAAGCCAAGAACAGGCUGUGGAGGUUCCGAGGAAAAAAAGAGGUACUGCGAAUUUCUGGAUAGCGUAUCCCUGGGCUCUGGAGAAACACACAGAGAUGUGAUCAAGAGGAUACUGAAGUGCUAUGCAAUGUCAAACUCGUCUGUAAGGUAUGUCCAGGGCAUGAAUCUCAUCCUAAUAGCCAUAUACUAUGUGCUGUGCACAAGUGAUGAUGAGGAUGACAAGAAGCAUUGUGAAGAGGACUCUUUUUUCUGCUUUAACUCGCUGAUGGUUGAGAUAGGAGAUAACUUCAUAAGAGAUCUUGACCAAUGCAGCGGAGGGAUAAUGCACAGGAUGUCCAUGGUUAUGGAGAUAGUUAGAGGGGCGGACGAGGAGCUGUAUGCUAUGAUGAGAAGAAAGGGCUUGACGGAGGGAGGAUUCCACAUGAAGUGGAUACUGCUGAUGUUUAUGUCAUGCUUUGAAAUUGAGGAUGUCAUAUGGCUAUGGGACAGGUUUCUCAGCGAUACAUACAGAUUUGAGAUGGUGUUGUAUUGCUGUGCCUCUGCAAUAAUCAUAAUGAGGAAUGCUAUAAUCCAAGAAGACUUUGAUGUUUGUAUGGAGCUGCUCCAGAAGCCGUCUAUUGUGGGCGUGGAAACGAUGUUCAAUGUAGCAGAUCACUUGAGGAGAAGGAACUCGGAGGUCUUCAAGGAUAGAUAG